Osmia bicornis bicornis is the source of this 1698-nucleotide messenger RNA. It is a transcript of the gene nvd, whose product is annotated as cholesterol 7-desaturase nvd. Lineage: Eukaryota; Metazoa; Arthropoda; Insecta; Hymenoptera; Megachilidae. Gene Ontology annotation, cellular component: chloroplast. Gene Ontology annotation, molecular function: 2 iron, 2 sulfur cluster binding; chlorophyllide a oxygenase activity. The transcript has 6 exons. Gene Ontology annotation, biological process: chlorophyll biosynthetic process; cholesterol metabolic process. The record is from RefSeq and is a predicted model, not a curated record. Bases 187 to 1428 code for a protein of 413 amino acids.
AGAAAGGGAGAAAGGAAGGAAGGAAAGGAAGAAAAAGAGAUACGAGUGGAAGGAUAAGGAAAGAAGAGAGAGACAGUUAGAGGCAAGGAAUAAGAGAAGUGGUUUCGAAGGUGCUCCGUAGGGAGACGAGUUUUUAGAGUGCACUCGCUUUUCUUCGUUCAGGGGCAGAGGGUGAAGAAGACAGCGAUGGCCGGAUGGUGGAACCUCGGUGGUGUUUUUCUUCUGCUUUUUGCUAUACUCCUUGCUCCCUAUUUAUACAAGAUCAACUGGAUCAAGGAUUUAAGGAUUGAAGGUAACGGGAAAAAGGUUCUCGCUAAUCACUUAGAAUCCAAAAAACGUAAAUUGGGAAAACUUCCUCCCGUUUAUCCAAAUGGAUGGUUCGCCCUCUUUGAGAGUUCUCAGCUUCGAAAGGGUCAAGUGAAACAUGUGGCAGCUCUAGGAGAAAAUUUUGCUGUUUUUAGAACAGAUAAAGGUACGGUAAGAAUUUUAGACGCUUACUGUCCUCAUCUGGGUGCAAAUAUGGCAGAGGGUGGUCAUGUGAAGGGCGAUUGCUUGGAAUGUCCAUUUCACGGCUGGCAAUUUCGUGGAUCCGAUGGACAGUGUGAUCACAUUCCAUACACUGACAAAAUACCGCACAUCGCCAGAACGAAAACUUGGAAGAGUUGCGAAGCCAAUGAGAUCAUCUUUGUUUGGUACCAUGCGGAAGGAUUGGAACCCAGCUGGCAACCGCAAACUCUCGAUCAAGUUUUGAACCGAACAUGGCGUUAUCAGGGUCGAAAUGAGUUUCUCAUCAACUGCCAUAUACAGGAAAUUGCAGAAAAUGGAGCUGAUACGGCACAUCUCAGUGUUGUACAUGGUCCAUCAGUGUUUUCCAAGAUAGCUCAUAUUUUUUCUUCAUUCGCUCGCCAUUCGUGGUCAAACAUUAAUUGGACACCCCACAGUUCUUAUUCAGAAUCAAAAAAGUCAGAUGCAACUGAUUCAGUGAAAGAAAAUAGUACCGAAGAUUUGAGUCAUAGGGCUUAUAUGACCUUGAGACAUCGUUUGGUUUUAUUCGAGAGAUUCGAAUGUCUGCAAGUGGACGUAAGCGUUCAACAAAUCGGCCCUGGAUACGUAGAAUUAAUGAUGGAAUCUUAUCUAGGAACCGUGUGCAUUUUUCAGACAGUCACGCCGAUGGAACCUCUUCUACAAAAGGUAACUCAUCUACUGUAUUCUCCACCGCUGCUUAGUCCGUACGCCAGUAUGUUAUUUUUGGCGGAGUGUUUGAUGUUCGAGAGAGAUGCGGCUAUAUGGAACCGAAAAAAGUUUGCGAAACAGCCGAUGCUCGUUAAAGAAGAAAAAAGUAUUCAUACGUACCGCAGGUGGUAUUCCCAGUUUUAUUCGCAGCAUAGCCCCAGUUAUCAAUCGGUUAUAAAAUCUAUACAAUGGUAGCCAUUUAAUAACGUUCAAUAAGAUUUUAUGAUAUUAAUAAUAAUUGUAACAGCAAUAGGAUUAAAGUUUACAAUGAAUACAUUGUUCUUAAUGUAACACACAUAUAAGUACACAUUUCAUUUGUAUAAUUUUAAUAAUAGCUGUAGAAAUAACGUAAGAAUGUAUCUAUACAAUUUACAACUUGAAUACUACCCGAUUGAUUAUGUUAUUACUUAUAAGUAUUAUUAAACGUUCUAUCAUUAAAAAAGAUUAAACGUUUAUAUAUCUAAU